ACUACUUCCUAAGAAAAGAUUUUUCAGCUCUUUAUCUGGAAAGCUCUUCAUCUACUUUAUGGUUUUAUGAGGAUUUACUCGUGGCCAAUAAUCUUUCCUCCAACCAAACUGUGAUUCUCUGCUAAAUUUCCCCAGAUUCUGGGGGGGAAAUUCAGUUUUCUAUAACAAAUCAAACCCAAACUGAUGUGACUGUUUCCCUGUGGCAGUGCAGACAAACCUUGACCUUUCAACCUUUGACCUGCUGCCAUUUUCUGUGCUGCUGCUGUUGUGCCUGGAUUCAGUGCUGAUGGUGCAAAAUUCAUGCUGCAGAAAGGAAGAAGGUUAAACUCUGAGAUCCCCUCCUGCAGCUCCGCCAUGAAUAUUUCAUGGAGCGGCUUCAUUAGCCUCCGUCGUCUCUGUCGUCUCCUUCAGGGCGAAAUUAUGUUACCGUUUUAAAGCUGCAAUAUGUAACUUUUAUGAAAAAAUAUUUUUCCUGAUUUUUGUUGAAAAGUCAGAUAAUUUGUGAAAAAAUCAAGCUGCUCUGCCUUCUUCCUGUGAUAUCUAGAAGCAACCAAUUAGAGCCAGUUUUAUAGGUUAGAAACACUAAUCACAUUUUUAUUUGUAAAAAUUAACUUGUCAUAGUUGAACUAUAAACACUGAAAUCCCAAUUAAAACACUGAAAGUUGGUUUUAAGGUGAUAAAAUGUGAAAACAGUUUGGUUGGAGCUCCGUGUUGUGCAAUGUGGCGCUUCAGCAGCCGACCGGUACCGGAGGUGGAGCGGGUCAGACUGGACCCGGACAGACUGGAGCGGGUCAGACUGGACCCGGACAGACUGGAGCGGGUCAGUCUGGAGCGGGUCGAACUGGAGCGGGUCAGACUGGAGCGGGUCAGACUGGAGCGGGUCAGACUGGAGCGGGUCAGACUGGACCCGGACAGACUGGAGCGGGUCAAACUGGACCCGGACAGACUGGACCCGGACAGACUGGACCCGGACAGACUGGACCCGGACAGACUGGAGCGGGUCAGACUGGAGCGGGUCAGACUGGAGCGGGUCAGACUGGAGCGGGUCAGACUGGAGCGGGUCAGACUGGAGCGGGUCAGACUGGAGCGGGUCAGACUGGAGCGGGUCAAACUGGAGCGGGUCAAACUGGACCCGGACAGACUGGAGCGGGUCAAACUGGAGCGGGUCAAACUGGACCCGGACAGACUGGAGCGGGUCAGACUGGAGCGGGUCAGACUGGACCCGGACAGACUGGAGCGGGUCAAACUGGACCCGGACAGACUGGAGCGGGUCAGACUGGAGCGGGUCAAACUGGACCCGGACAGACUGGAGCGGGUCAGUCUGGAGCGGGUCAAACUGGACCCGGACAGACUGGAGCGGGUCAGACUGGAGCGGGUCAGACGGUCCAUUAGCUCAGGCUGGCGGACCAGAUGGAGGCUCUGCAGGGUAUCGAGCCCAGAAACCGUCUGUAAACCUUCACCAGAAUGGGUUUUCCUGUCCUUGCAGGAAUGAUUUUCUCUUCAUCAAUGGUGGAUUUUGCAGAAAUCAUCGUUUCUUAGCAAACAGUACCGUUUAUAUUUCCACUAAAAAGGUAUAAGGAUAAACAGCCAUUGACCUUUCACCUACAAAGACUCUUCGUUGUCAUGGCAACUUCAGAAGGAUUUUAUUAUUUAGCAAAGAUAAAUAUUUUAGUAAUCCUAAUUGACCCAAAACAGCAAACAUUUAGUGUGAUUUCAUGUGAAGCAAUAAAAAAUGUACAUUUUCUAUUUUGUGCUGAAUAUAAACUUUUUGUUCCAGCUGUAUAUUUAAAACAUUCUCACUUCACUGGAUGUCUGUAUUUGAAACGCUGCAGUUCAGUUGAUCUGAUUUGAAUUGUUCCACAGAAGUGUUGUUGUGGUUCUGGCGGUUCUGUAACGGAGGCCUGUAUCACGUUUUGGACCCUGCGCUCGUUUCCCUGCCACCGUUACAAACAGUUUCACUUUAUCAUCACCGUCUGAAGUCCAGCUGGAGAAAAACACAAUUACAUUCCCUACAUUUUAAUAAAACUCAUUUAUUAAAUGAGUUUUUUCCUGCUGUUGCUCAGCAGAUUGAGUUUCCAUAUUGAUGGGUUGCAGAAACAUGGCAACCCUCUGAAAACCCAAUUCUUAUUAUUAUUAUUACUUUUAUCGAUGAUUUGAAGAGAAACUGAGCAGAAACAAAUUAUUUUCCCAAACCUGCAGAGUAACGUAAGUAUUCUACAGCACGUCUAAUUUACAGGUGAAACCAGAUGUUUACAUCAGGGUUGUAAUAAUUUUGGUGUUUUUGUUGUGAAUUUUUGUCUACUUAGGUUUAGUUUGUUUUUUUACUUAUUAUAAGUUAAAUAUUGUUUACUUUUAUUUUAGUCUUUAUUAGUUAAAAUAGUAAUUUAGUUUUUUAAAAUAUUUUGGUUCAUUUUUAGGUGGAGAAUUCCAAGUGUAUUAUUGUGGUUAUGUUUACAUGGAUUGGUAAUAAAUACUCGACAUUUAAAAACUGUUUUCAACCAACUGACUGGUGUUUUCUUCCAACAUUUGCUGACGUCGUUUUGUGGACGAGCGUUGGCGAAUGGAGAGCCGUAAUUUACUGUCGGCUAACACAAAUCCCCCAAUCCAUUCAAACAGCUAAUAAAUUCAUAAACACAAAAUUGAAGAAAUAUAUAAUUUCAGUAUGUUUUAUAAAUGCACCUGAAGUUUGAGUUACUUAUAUUUUUUUCCCUAUUAAUUACCUUUUUUAUGUAUUUCAGUUAACAAAAAAUGUUUUCUCGCUUUCGGUUUUUGUUAUUUCAUUAGUUUUAGUUACUUAUAAGAACCAUAAUUUAUACACAUUGAAUAGAAAAGAUUGUUUGUUCUCACUUUUUGACUUUAAAUCAGACUAAAUGUUUCCUAUUUUGGGGUCAGUUACUGUUACUAAAAUUAUUUUUAUUUCAUAAAUGUGAAGAAUAAAAGAUAUUUAUGAUGACCACUCCAAUAUGGAAACUGUUUCAUUCAAAAUUAAAUUUAAAAAAAUUCCAAUCAUAAAGCAAAAAAUGGCUAUAUUUGAAAAAUAUAUUUAUAUAUAAAAGUAAUUUAAGCACAGUUUAUUGGGGGGGAAAUUAAACCACCAAAAUAUAUGCUUUUUAGGCACCACCAGAGCUCCAUACAGUGUCUUUCUGACGACGGUCACUGAUGUUGUGUUUUUUAAUAUAGUGUAUGUAAAUAUUUGGCUUCAGCCGUGUUUCUGU
Messenger RNA from Gambusia affinis (western mosquitofish), 3215 nucleotides. Its product is annotated as apical junction molecule-like. The coding region runs from base 719 to 1492 and encodes 257 amino acids. The transcript is spliced from 2 exons. Lineage: Eukaryota; Metazoa; Chordata; Actinopteri; Cyprinodontiformes; Poeciliidae. The record is from RefSeq and is a predicted model, not a curated record.